UUUUUCCCAAACUCUCGUUAGGAGCAAUUGGAGGGUCUUGAAGAUAUCUUAUAAGGAAGCGACAAUGGAACAUUUAUCAACUAAGAGAUUUCCAGUUAAGCCCGAGGAUUACAAGUUGUAUGAAGAAGUUGGUAAAGGAGUUAGUGCAAGUGUGUGUAGAGCUCUCUGCAUCCCACUUGAUGAGAUUGUUGCCAUCAAAAUUUUGGACUUGGAGAAAUGCAAUAAUGGCUUGGAUGUUAUUCGGCGCGAAGUACAAACAAUGAGUUUGCUGGACCAUCCAAAUCUACUGAAGGCACACUGCUCUUUCACAGCUGGCACAAGCCUUUGGAUUGUGACGCCUUACAUGGCCUGUGGAUCGUGUGUUCACAUAAUGAAAUUUGUUCAUCCAAAUGGUUUUGAGCAGCCUAUCAUUGCAACACUGUUGUUUGGAGUUCUGAAAGCUCUUGUGUAUUUACAUUCCCAUGGGCUUAUUCACAGAGAUGUUAAGGCUGGAAAUAUAUUGGUCGAUUCAAAAGGUUCAGUGAAAUUAGCAGAUUUUGGUGUUUCAGCAAGUUUGUUUGAUAAUGGUGAUAGACGACAUGCAAGAAAUACAUUUGUUGGAACGCCAUGCUGGAUGGCUCCUGAAGUUAUGCAGCAAUUGCAUGGAUACGACUUUAAAGCAGACAUUUGGUCAUUUGGGAUUACAGCUCUUGAACUUGCUCAUGGUCAUGCUCCAUUUUCAAACUAUCCACCAAUGAAGGUUUUACUGAUGACUCUACAAAAUGGACCCCCUGGUCUGGACUAUGAGAGGGACAAGAAGUUUUCAAAGUCCUUUAAAGAGAUAGUAGCUGCUUGCUUAGUAAAGGAUCCGAAGAAGCGCCCUACAGCAGAAAAGCUUUUGAAACAUCGUUUUUUCAAACAUGCACGUUCAAGAGACUAUUUGGUCCAGACCAUUCUUGAUGGCCUUCCUCCACUUGGUGAUCGUUUUAGGAUGUUGAAGGAAAAGGAGGCCGACCUUCUUGCACAAAACAAGGCUAUAUGUGGUGACAAGGAACAAUUAUCACAGCAAGAGUAUAUACGAGGGAUCAGUGCAUGGAAUUUUGAUCUAGAGGAUUUGAAAAAGCAGGCUGCUCUUCUUCAAGAUGAUGACGUUAUUUCCAAUAUGGAAAAUCAAGACUCGAUAAGCAAACAGAAGGGAGGAUUUGAUAACUUACCUGCACAAGAAGAAAGGAAGUUAGUGGAAAGUCCAAAUAAUUCUGAUUCUGAAACAUCUGCAAAAUCCAUGAAGGAUGGGCGUGAUAAUCUUCGGAUUAUUGAUGGUUCCCAAGCUUCAUUUCGUGAGCAACACUUUCAGGCACUUGAGGAUCGCUUGUCACAUCAUCUGGAGGGAGAUAACAGACAAAAUGUGCCGGAAGAAGCCGGCUUCCAAUGCAGGGGCCAGUUUGCGAGAGAGCCGGAUUCUAGUCCUACGGACAUUGCAAACGGUCUCGUCAGUUCAUGUUCUGGGCAAUCUCUAAAUCCUAUAUCCAUCACAACUGCUUCAAUUCUUCCGUCGUUACAAUAUCUAUUGCAGCAAAAUGCCAUGCAAAGGGACCAAAUAAUGAGAUUUACCAGAUAUGUACAACAAACCACUGCGAAAGGUAAUUUUACCGAGUUUGCUGAACCAGUGAGCAACAAUGAGCACAUUCAGAUGUUUGCUGCUUCUGGUAAAGAGAGACUCCUUGAAUCUCAUGUAAUGUGUAUGGAACAACACAACGAGAGACUAGUUAAAGAGUUGCAAAUGCAAAAGAUGGAAACUGCUAAGCUGGAGAAGCAAAUAAGGGCGUUAAUGGACAAGGAGUAGUAGGAUAUUCUUCUGUUAAGCCUACUCUAUCUAGUUAUCUAUAUAUAUGGUGGAUGUUGCUAUAUUUUUUCUCAUGGGGAAUAUGUAUUAUUCUAGAUAGAUAUUAGUAAAAAUUAUUAUACUUGUCUUGUAAAUUAUCAGGAAACAACGUCUUUACACCCCCAACCUAAAGAGGGGAAAAAAAAAAUCUUUUUUAUUGUUGCAUGCCUACUUUUUGGUGGCAUGAGUCAUGAUUUUGCCCAUUAUUAUACUAAACAAUAAACAUUCCAAGU
Messenger RNA from Morus notabilis, 2094 nucleotides. RefSeq names its product serine/threonine-protein kinase BLUS1. Lineage: Eukaryota; Viridiplantae; Streptophyta; Magnoliopsida; Rosales; Moraceae. The coding region runs from base 65 to 1822 and encodes 585 amino acids. Gene Ontology annotation, molecular function: protein kinase activity; ATP binding; protein serine/threonine kinase activator activity. Gene Ontology annotation, biological process: protein phosphorylation. The record is from RefSeq and is a predicted model, not a curated record. The transcript is spliced from 20 exons.